Meriones unguiculatus (Mongolian gerbil) is the source of this 2221-nucleotide messenger RNA. It is a transcript of the gene Hsdl2, whose product is annotated as hydroxysteroid dehydrogenase like 2. NCBI's taxonomy places the organism in Eukaryota, Metazoa, Chordata, Mammalia, Rodentia, Muridae. The transcript is spliced from 11 exons. The record is from RefSeq and is a predicted model, not a curated record. The coding region runs from base 219 to 1544 and encodes 441 amino acids. Gene Ontology annotation, cellular component: mitochondrion.
UCGGUUUCCCGGGUGUCGUUUGUGGAACUGUGGAGAGACUCGCCCAGCGCCCGGCGUGCGCAGGCGCACUCAGAGGGCUCCGUCCUUCGUCGGAGAGCCGGUUCCCGAGCGGGCCUCGGGGCGGGGCCGGGGGCGCGGCUAAAUGCGGAGGUUCGCCUGACACUCACGGCUCGCCGGGGUCCCGCCACCGCCACCAACUUUGCCGAGCUGCGGAGGUCAUGCUGCCCAACACCGGGAAGCUAGCAGGAUGCACAGUUUUUAUCACAGGGGCGAGCCGAGGCAUUGGCAAAGCUAUUGCAUUGAAAGCAGCGAAGGAUGGAGCAAAUAUUGUUAUUGCUGCGAAGACUACACAGACACACCCGAGACUUCUGGGCACAAUCUACACUGCUGCUCAAGAGAUUGAAGCAGCUGGAGGAAAGGCCUUGCCAUGUGUUGUUGACGUGAGAGAUGAACAGCAAAUCAACAGUGCGGUGGAAAAAGCUGUCAAGAAAUUCGGAGGAAUUGAUAUUUUGGUGAACAAUGCCAGUGCUAUUAGCUUGACCAAUACAUUGGAUACUCCUACAAAGAGAGUGGACUUGAUGAUGAAUGUGAACACCAGGGGCACCUAUCUUACAUCCAAAGCAUGUAUUCCUUUUUUAAAAAAGAGCAAGAUCGCUCAUAUUCUCAACCUCAGCCCACCCCUGAACCUAAAUCCACUGUGGUUCAAGCAGCACUGUGCUUAUACCAUUGCCAAAUAUGGCAUGUCUAUGUGUGUGCUUGGAAUGGCAGAAGAAUUUAGAGGUGAAGUUGCAGUCAAUGCCUUAUGGCCUAAAACAGCCAUACACACUGCUGCUAUGGAUAUGCUGGGAGGAACUGGUAUUGAAAGCCAAUGUAGGAAAGUUGACAUCAUCGCGGAUGCUGCAUAUUCCAUUUUCAAAAGGCCAAAAAGUUUUACUGGCAACUUUAUCAUUGAUGAAAAUAUCUUAAAAGAAGAAGGAAUACAAGAUUUUGAUGUAUAUGCAAUUACACCAGGCCAUCCCUUGCUACCAGAUUUCUUCUUAGAUGACCACCCAGAUACAUAUAUAAAGGAAAUCGAAUCACCUGACCCUGAGCCAGAAGUAAUAGCAGAGAAGCCGCAGCCACAGCUGCAAUCACAUCCGCAGCCACAACCACACCCAGAGCCUCAACCACAGCCGCAACCGAAGCUGCAGCCACCGCCACCACAUUUUGGAGCCGUGGAAGAAACAUUUAGAAUAGUUAAGGACUCUCUCAGUGAUGAAGUUGUUAAAGCCACACAAGCUGUCUAUCAGUUUGAACUCUCAGGUGAAGAUGGAGGCACAUGGUUUCUUGAUCUGAAGAAUAAAGUUGGGAAAGUUGGGCAUGGAGAGCCCCCUGACCGGGCGGACGUAGUGAUGAGUAUGACUACUGAUGAUUUUGUCAAAAUGUUUUCAGGGAAACUAAAGCCAACCAUGGCAUUCAUGUCAGGAAAGCUGAAAAUUAAAGGAAACAUGGCCCUAGCAGUCAAAUUGGAGAAGCUAAUGACCCAUAUGAAUUCCAGACUCUGAAGGACAAGAAGCAAAAGUGUUGACUGUUCUCCUCAGAAGUAAAGAAGUUAAAACUCUGUUGUCUCCUCCACUGUCGUAUAAGGACGCAUAGGUUUGUUCUGGAAAAAGUAGGAUUCCUGUAUCUAUUAGACUUGAAAUUAUAAUUAAAACAACUAACCACUCAAGACAUCUUAAUAUAUUGUCUAUUUUUAUCCAAUUUCCCCCUCUAAGCCUUUAUUUCAUUCAUUGCCUUUUAUAGGAAAAAUAUGUACCAUGAACAACUAAUGAGAAUCAAGCAAUAAAAUUAGCUGUUUACUACUUUAUCCUCACUAAGAAAGUGUGUGAGGGACUGUAGAGGCAAACUUUUGUUUAACUUACUAUAAGUAUUUUAUAUUAUUGAUACUAUUCUAGCUAUCUUUACAUUUUAAGCUUUUCCCUUUUUCUCCAGAUGGGGUAACUCAACUGGCCUUGAACUCAGGCCAGUCCUCCUGCCUCCGCUUUCUUAGUGCUAUGAUUAGCCACCAUGCCUGGCUAAACUGAGUUUCCAAGUGCUAACAUACAGAAAUAGAAUUAGUUUGUGAGUAUUCCUAACGCCCUGCAGUAGUUAGACCUACUCAUUAUCUUUAGCAGCUUUUUAAAACAGAUUCUUUAAAUCAUGUUAUCUUCAAAUAAAGAUGAAUCUAUCUCCUUUCCCCCCA